AUGAGGGAGCCGACGGGGAACCUGCGGGUGCUCUUCCUCACCCUCGAGUUCCGACACGGGACGUUCAGCGGCAAUGGCGUCCUGGCGCAGUCGCAGGCGCACGGCCUCGCGAAAGCCGGGCACGCGGUCUUGGUCGUGAGCGGCUGCCCCGACAACCUCGACGUCACUGACGAUUCGCAGCGCGAGAUUUCCCAAACCGCCGGGGCGGUGGAGGUUCGUACGCUCAGGGUUCCGGCGUCGAAGUGGGGUAAGCUCACCGCCCGGUGCCCGUGGAGGGAGCUGGCGGACGCCGCGCACGCGGACGAGCCCCUCCACGAGCGGAUCCGAAGCUUCGCCCCCGACGUCGUCCUCGGGAUCGACUGGCACGUCACCCCAACCUGGCGCGCGCUGAGACGACGCGUCUGGCGCGACUCGGACGCCGCGCGCGAGACGGACCCGAACGGAAUGAAUCCGGACAUCGCGUCCUCCUCUCCCUACCCGCCGUUCGUGUACAGCAACUACCGCGUGUUCGCCCGCGACGGCGACCCGACGCACGCCGCCAAGGAGCGGGACGCGGUGGAGGAAGCAGCCGCCGUCGUCGCGCUGUGCCAAGUCGACGCCGACUACCUGUGCGAGGAGCUGUCGCCCGAGGGAGCGGCGGUGGCGCCCGGGGUGGUCAUCGCGCCCCUGAGGGAGGACGUCCACGCGCUCGCGACGCACGCGCAAACGCCGAUGACGCCGGCGACGACGGCCGAGAAUGGGGUGGAGUUGGACGAGACCGGGGCUCAACAUCUCGAGAGGGUCGCGCCGUGGAGGCUGGACGCGGUUCCCGGACAAAACACUCCUCGGUUCCUGCUCACGUGCUGCGUCCGCCUGUCCCCCGAGAAGGAGCCCGAACGGUUCGUGAGCCUGUGUGCCGAGCUCGUGCGCAGGGGCGUCGUCCUCGGGGGUACAAACGAACCCGGUACCACAGAGAUUGUGCCCGUCUUGUGCGCGUCCACGGCUGGCGAUUACGCGGAGACGAUCCGUGCCAAAUUUCUCGACGCGACGCGCGGGAAAGGGCUGGUGUGCCGCGACUUUCUCGACGCGCGCGGGAUGGCGAGUGUGUACCGACGGACGGUACUGAACGUCCACCCGUGCGCGUACGACGCGUACGGCAUGACGGUGGUGGAGGCUGCCGCGUUCGGGGCGCCGAGUUGCGUGCAGAGGGGGGAUUCGGUCGGGUGCUGCGCUUUACUGAGCGAGACUGGGAACGAGUUCGUGCCCGUCGAUUGGACCAAAGAUAAAGGUGAUAAAGUCGAUUUAAUCGCGGACGCCGUGGAGGCGUACCUGCGCGCGGGAUGGGACGGAUCCAAGCGUGGCGGCGAUGAGCACCACGACGACGACGAUUCCUUGCGCGCCAUCGGGACGCGCGCAAGGCGCAGGGCGCUCGGGUGGGACCUCUUCGCGUGCGGGAGGGACAUCGCGAAGAUCUUGACCCGAGCCGUCCGCGGCGAUCCGUCUGGACGCUUCCGGUGGACGCUUCCGGAUGCGACGGAGCAGAAGAGGCUGGCGCCGUUGUGGCGAGCGGCGACCAUCGCGGUGUGGCACUCCGGCGCGUGGCGAAUGAUCCGAUCGGAAGGCGACGACGACGACACCCGGGGGUUUUCAAAACAAGCGCAAGCGCGAGCGCUGCUGCCCGCGGGAACCUAUUUAAUCGUCACCGCGUACAACCCGAUGGGAACGCGAGCCGACCCGCGAUUAAACGAAGCGGCGGCGCGCGCCCUCGCGGCGUCGGUGCGAGACAUGCGACCGUCCCCGUCCGCGGUGCUUCCCACGCUGUCCGUGGACCCCGUCGGGGGUUUCGACGCGUGGAACGAGCCCGGUAUGGCGGUUCAGCUCCCAAUUGAGACGGAUGCACAGUCAGCGGAGGUAAAAACCGUGACGAUCCGACUGGCGAGGAGACACGGUCAGGCUGCCGUGUACGAGCUGACGUGCGAUUCCGACGGGGGGAUGCGAAUCGGCGUGACGCCGGUGUUCCCCGGUCUGGAGGGUCUGGCGUGCGCUGGGGUCGCCGCGGUGAAUGGCGGGAGCCCGCCGGCGUCCAUGCCCCGCUCCCCGCUGUGACCGCGGCUUCCAUCUGGUUCCGAAAAACGAGCGACGCGGCGGUCCUCUCGUUAAUGUUAUCGUAAAGCGUGGUAAGAUUACAGCGCGGCGCUACU
Micromonas commoda is the source of this 2180-nucleotide messenger RNA. RefSeq lists its product with no specific name. The record is from RefSeq and is a predicted model, not a curated record. NCBI's taxonomy places the organism in Eukaryota, Viridiplantae, Chlorophyta, Mamiellophyceae, Mamiellales, Mamiellaceae. The transcript has 2 exons. The coding region runs from base 1 to 2085 and encodes 694 amino acids.